UCCGGCGGAAAAUGGCGGCCGCGGGGGAGGCUCCGGCUCCGGCCCCUGAAGAAGACGGCGAAGGGGAAACUAGGCCGGCGGCGGCUGCGGCUGCGGCUGCUACGGAAUCCACAGCCGGAGAAACCUCGGGGCCAACGGAACCAAGAACCGGAGACUCGGAAACAGGUGGGGAUGCAUCUAUGGCCGACGUCAGUGCCGCCAUGGAGACGGAAUCGUCCAGCGGAAAGGAUGCUAUGGAAGGUGUUGGAGACAGUUCUGAAGUUAUGGAUAAUCAGACGGGCUCAGUAGACGAAGAGAACGGACGGCAGCUGGGGGAGAUUGAGCUGCAGUGUGGGAUUUGCACCAAGUGGUUCACAGCAGAAACAUUUGGCAUUGAUACCACCUGCUGUCUGCCUUUUAUGACCAACUACAGUUUCCAUUGCAACAUUUGCCACCACAGUGGGAAUACAUACUUCUUAAGAAAACAAGCAAAUCUGAAAGAAAUGUGUCUGAGCGCUCUGGCAAAUCUAACUUGGCAAUCAAGAUCUCAAGACGAACACCCCAAAACAAUGUUCUCAAAAGAUAAGGAUAUUAUACCCUUUAUCGAUAAAUAUUGGGAAUAUAUGACAACAAGGCAAAGACCAGGAAAAAUGACUUGGCCAAAUAAUAUUGUAAAGACUAUGUGCAAGGAAAGAGAUGUGUUCUUGGUAAAAGAGCAUCCGGACCCAGGAAGCAAAGAUCCAGAGGACGAUUACCCUAAAUUUGGACUCUUAGACCAGGAUCUAGGUAAUAUUGGCCCUGCAUAUGAUAACCAGAAACAGAGCAGCACAAUAUCUACUAGUGGAAGUCUAAAUGGUGGAGCCUCUUUGGGAGGGGGUAUCAUAGCAGGAAGUAGUGGGAAAGGAAGAGGAGCAAAACGCAAGCAACAGGAUGGAAGUACUACAGGAACAGCCAAGAAAACCAGGAGUGAUCCUUUGUUCUCCGCUCAGCGUCUUCCACCUCACGGCUACCCCUUGGAACACCCUUUUAACAAAGAUGGCUACCGCUACAUUUUGGCGGAGCCUGACCCUCAUGCGCCUGACCCAGAGAAGCUGGAGCUAGACUGCUGGGCAGGCAAGCCCAUCCCUGGAGAUCUCUACCGAGCCUGCCUGUAUGAACGGGUCCUAUUAGCUCUUCAUGACCGAGCACCUCAGCUGAAGAUCUCAGAUGACAGGCUGACCGUCAUAGGGGAAAAAGGCUAUUCCAUGGUGCGAGCCUCCCACGGAGUGCGGAAGGGAGCCUGGUACUAUGAAAUUUCGGUGGACGAGAUGCCUCCUGAAACGGCUGCCAGACUUGGUUGGUCACAGCCACUGGGGAACCUUCAGGCUCCUCUGGGCUAUGACAAAUUCAGUUACUCCUGGCGUAGCAAGAAAGGCACAAAGUUCCACCAGUCCAUUGGUAAACAUUAUUCAUCAGGCUAUGGCCAAGGAGAUGUGCUUGGUUUUUAUAUCAGCCUUCCCGACGAAACUGAAACUGCCAAAUCACUGCCAGAUACUUACAAAGAUAAGGCUUUGAUCAAGUUCAAAAGCUACUUGUACUUUGAAGAGAAGGACUUUGUGGAUAAAGCAGAGAAAAGUUUAAAGCAAACUCCUGGAAGCCAAAUAAUCUUCUACAAAAAUGGUGCCAGUCAAGGAGUUGCAUACAAAGAUAUUUUUGAAGGUGUUUAUUUCCCCGCUGUCUCUCUGUAUAAAGGGUGCACGGUCUCUAUAAAUUUUGGCCCCUACUUCAAAUACCCUCCAAAAGAUAUCAGUUACCGCCCGAUCAGUGACAUGGGCUGGGUUGCUGUGGUAGAGCACACUCUGGCAGAUGUCCUUUAUCAUGUAGAAACAGAAGUUGAUGGGCGGCGUAGCCCACCUUGGGAGCCUUGAGAGACAUUGUGUAUAUUUUUAUUUUUUACAAAACUGAACAUUAUCACUGGAUGUAAAGUGGAAAAAGAAUAAAACACUCUUUUUAACAAUU
Messenger RNA from Sceloporus undulatus (fence lizard), 1977 nucleotides. It is a transcript of the gene ASH2L, whose product is annotated as ASH2 like, histone lysine methyltransferase complex subunit. Gene Ontology annotation, cellular component: Set1C/COMPASS complex. The transcript is spliced from 17 exons. Gene Ontology annotation, molecular function: transcription cis-regulatory region binding; protein binding. The record is from RefSeq and is a predicted model, not a curated record. The coding region runs from base 12 to 1886 and encodes 624 amino acids. NCBI's taxonomy places the organism in Eukaryota, Metazoa, Chordata, Lepidosauria, Squamata, Phrynosomatidae.